Molecule: messenger RNA, 1323 nt
Organism: Bradysia coprophila
Lineage: Eukaryota; Metazoa; Arthropoda; Insecta; Diptera; Sciaridae
Source: RefSeq, a predicted model, not a curated record
AACGAUCACACGACAAUUAGUAUUACCCCUGAUACACACGCACCGAAACAGUAAAUGAAACAAAUGUUCGUGUUGAGGAGACAUCGUAUGCGCAUCAGUUGCAAAUAGUCCAUUGAACCAAACUCAACGUAAAAAUGGUGUCCAAAGUGGCAAAGAGACGUUAUAGCAGACUAAUUAAAAGUUGGCGAUUAAUUUUACAUUCGUUGGGUGCGAUGAUCUAUUGGGCAGUGAUUAUAGCGGGUUUGGAUUGCUAUCUAUCGGGUUUCAAAUCACUGACAGCCCAACAUUGGAUAUUAUACUUAUCAGCAACAUCAGUCACCAUCGGAUCCUGGGUGUUCGCCAAUCCCAGAAGCAGAUGGAUGAAAAUCUCCAGCGAAAUUUUAUUGUUUUCACUCAGCGAAUUCGCCAUAUUUUCGACAACUAUAACGAAUCUGCUUUGGCUUCUCCGCAGUAAUUUCUUCAAUAAUUUUUUAUACCCGAGUAUUGACCUGGAUGAAGUGACAGGAAUGGGCCGCAAUAUCAUUAUGGUAUCGUACGGCUACAGCCUAGUUUUGUUUUCGAUAAUGAACACUGUUAUCCAUUCAACAUAUAUCUACCAUUUAGUUCGAGGAACCGAGAAGAAAGUAGCUGCAUACAUUGAUCCAGUCAGAAUCAUCUAUUGUAGCAUUGGAAUCACUAUAAUCAUGGGAAUUACAUAUGUGGUACUUUCACUGGCGGAGACGACUGAUCCAGCCACAGUGGAUCUGAGUUUAGUUUGGAAUUUAAUAUUUGUACAGUUUAUUGUGUGGUUGGCUGCAUCACUUGCUUCCGUUGAAUUUCGUCGAGGAAAAGCCAACACAAUGAAAGAAAGUCUCAUGUCAGAUUAUUUUAGCUACUGUCGUGUACUCGGAAUGAUGCUUGUACUAUUUACGAUCACAUACGUUAUAGUAGUAUUUCGAAUCGUGAAUAUGGCCGAAAAUUUUGAAACCGUAAGGAGUCAUUUGAUAGGAGGACGUCGAAUCAUGCUAAGCGAUAUGUUCCCGAAAGCUUGUAUGUUAGUCUAUUGUGGCUUUGCAUCUCAGCAUAGAUAUCAAUACCUGUGGCGCAAAAUCUCAGCUUCUUCUAAAAGGAAGAUAAAGAAACGAAGAUAAUAAUCCCAACGUAGAGUGACUUUUUUUUGGUUUAAUUGAAAUUUAAUGUAUCAUGAUGAGGGUGGAAUGUGAGGGGUGUUAAAGUCGUCGUUUUGUUAGAUUCAAUACUGUUAAGUCAGAGCAUCACUGUGACCAAAAUUUAUUGUAAUUUACUCUUUGAUAAUUUUUUUAAAAAUAAAACUUAAGAAUGAUU